AUGCAUACUCGUAAUUUGGUUGGCUUCCCGUCCGGCUGGUUUUAUAUAAAAUCAGUAUGUUCGAAUAAAGUUCUUGAUGUAUGUUUCGCCUCGACAGAACCAGGGGCCGAAGUCAUAAUGUACCAUCUAAAAAAACUCGAUGAGGGACUUAUUGACAAUCAACUUUGGCGGCACGAAGCUGGCUAUUUGAUUAAUAAGCGAAGCGGAAUGUGUUUGGACAUAACUGGAGGUCGCCUUGCGCUAAUGUCAAGAAUUUGUCAGUCACCUCGUAAACCAAAUAAUAAACCUCACAAUCAACGAUGGAUAUACACCAAAGACUAUAAAAUUGCUUCGAUGGAUAAUGAAGAUAUGGUUUUGGAUAUUGAAAAUUGUUCCACAGAAGAUUUCGCCAGCGUGAUUUUGUAUUCUCGCAAGUCGGAACUGGAAGAUCAUGAAAACCAACAAUGGGUGUUCAUACCGGCAGGAUUGGCGGUCGUACUACUACGAUGA
Ambispora leptoticha is the source of this 489-nucleotide messenger RNA. The record is from the annotation of a GenBank genome assembly. Lineage: Eukaryota; Fungi; Glomeromycota; Glomeromycetes; Archaeosporales; Ambisporaceae.